AUGGCAACCUAACGCUCAUAACUCAGUAGGAAAAACUUUGAGCGUCAAAUAAAUAAACCAUAUAACUACAUAAAUAAUACGCUGAGACUCACAUGGACAAAAACAAGAUGGAGAAACUUGAAGACAUCGAAAUGUUUUUAAAGAAUGUUGACACAAUAAAUGAGCUAGUCAAGGAUCUGGAUUCCUCUGAUGUUGAAGUCCAGCACAAAGCAAUGGAUAAAGCUGAUAGCUUCAUUGCUGCUUUGGAUCAGCCCGGCUGCAGGACAAAAGUCAACAAGACUACAAUUAACACGAACCCACCUCUCCAGCCUUCCUCGAGUGUGCACAAUGAAAGUCCAGAGAAUUUCAUGAAGAUCAUGGAGAAGGAUGCUGAAGAGAGGAGUGUGAGAAGGAUCGAAAGAGAGAAAAAGGCAACUGCCCUCAAAGACAGGGGGAACAAAGCUUUUGCUCUUGGAGACUAUGAAACUGCUCUGAAGUAUUACAGUGAUGGCUUAGAGGAGCUACAGGAUAUGCAGCCAUUGUACACCAACAGAGCACAGACCUACAUGAAGCUGGGAAAGCAUGAGGAGGCCGUCAGUGACUGUGAAUGGGCUCUGAAGUGUAAUGAGAAGUGCAUAAAGGCUUACCUACUCAUGGGGAAAGCAUAUCUAGCAUUGAAGAAUUAUAAUGAGUCAAGAAACUGCUUUGAAAAGAUAGAGGAGAUAGAACCGGGGAAGAAUAAAAUGGCUAAAGAACUCCUGAUGCAGGUCAACUUGGUAGAGGAAAAAGAGAGUCAGGAGUUAAAGGCAAUGCAAGAGUUUGACAAGGGAGAGGGGAAGGAAACAACAGUGCACCAGCUGCUGGAAAAGCUGUCAAAGCCUGGCCAAAUGCCCUUCUACUAUUGUGGAGGACUGGACAUUCUGUCACAGGCAGUCAGUGACUGUACACACCAGACCCUUUUCAGACUCAACAAUGGCUUCAGUAUCAUCAGCAGCAAUGACAUGGUGAGGAGCUGCCUGUUACAGGAAACAAAGGGUCCAGACCACCAGGAGUUGUGUGCUUCUGUUCUGAAGUUAUGGAGAGUUAUUUGUUAUGGAAAUGAUGAAAACCAAAAGCUGUUGAUGACAUGCCCGGUCACCAGACAGUCCAUCGUUGACUUGGUUAUGUCAGAGCAUGUUGCAGUCCGGCUGGAAUGCUUGGCAUUGCUGUAUAUGUUCUCAGAGAAACCACACGGCAGACGUUUGGCUAUUGACAACCUAAAUAUUUUCUCGUUGGCGAGGAACCUCAUGAUGUGCAUUGCAGAGCCAAAGCGGCAGGAAGAGAACACAGCAGUCAAUAUUCUGGAAAAGUUUGCAGUUGAAAACAAAUUUCUCAAACAGCUCAGGAGUGUGUUAACAGACUCUGUUAUCUUGCCAUUUACAACAAUACUGAAAAACGUCAGCCCAUCGAGUCGGCAUGUCCUUCCAUCCCUGAUAUCCACUGUUGACCGUCUGGCUAGAGAUGAUGUCAUCCAUCGCAAUUUUGCUCUCAAUCCAGAGUGUUGGAAAGCUUUUCUGGAUGCUAUUAAGCAGUGCAUUGUAUGUGAAUACAAAGAGGUGCUUUACCCUCUGCUUGGUUUGAUCAUCAACUUGUCCAAUGUCACCUCUCCAGCCCUUCAGGAUCAUGCUGUUUCACUCUGUGACUGCUGUCUGAGCUUGCUGCAGGAUAGUGAUGGAGGAGUUAUAACAAGAGCCGCAGGUGUGCUGAGCACUGUCCUCCCUCAGUCCUCGGAGGCUGUCCUGCAUGUUAUUGAGGGGGGUGUGGUUCGGACCAUGCGUCGGCUACUAAAGGGAACCGGGCAGGCUGCUACUAAGUAUGCCAUUAAGACUCUGACAGUGUGUACUGCUGCCAGUCAGUUGGCUCGGGAGGAGCUGUUGAAGUCUGAUAAAAAACUGUCAAUUUUGCGUCGUGUGCUGGGUUCCAGCUGUGAUGAGAUGGUAACAGGAAACGCAGCCCUGUGCCUGGCUCAUUGUCUUGAGUUGGAGGGAAUUGCCAGCAAUCUGCUGGGCACUGAUAUUGUGCCGCUACUUCUUCGCCACGCUGCAGGGGACGCUAAGAGGACAGCUGUGAGGCAAAAUGCAGCUAUCGCUCUUGGGAAGCUGUGUCGAUCUGAGCCCAGGUGCCCUCUCACCUCACUCUACAAACCACAUGCUGUUGAUUACAUCUACCAAACUAGCCUGAAGGAGAACUAAUAGACCAGACAAAAUCCCACACUGACAUUAGGGUAGAUACAGUGAUGCAACAGUAUAGCUUUGGUUAGAGAUGCUGGUAACACACGAGGCAAAUCUAUGACGUUUAGCACAUGUUGACUAAAGAUAAUCAAUUCUUUUUUAGGUUGUCCGUUCAGUAUUUGCAUCUCAAAUAUAGGACUAAUGAUUUAUUUGGUAUGAAAACCAUUUCUUUAUUUCUUAAUGAACCCUUUAUGUUUAUCAUAUUUGUCAUAUUUGUCAUUAUAUUAUAUUAUUAUAUAUAUAAACAUUAUAUACUUUUUUCCUUCAAACAAUCUUCAAUUGAACUGCUGCAGAGUGAUCUUGUGCAAGUGAUGAUUGACUCACAGCAUUAAUGUGUUGCAUUAGCUUUAACAAUACCACGUUGUCCUAAUGGUUGCACUUCGUUAACUGCUUAAUCAUGAUGGAUAGGCUCAUGGCCAACAUAUCCUGAACCUUACUUUUUAAUAAGCGGUAGAGAACAAGAAAUAGUUAUGCUACGGAGUGUGGCAGGGAAACUGCUUUUGACGCCAUUAUAUUGGUCAAAGGUUUCAAGUCUUGCUUUAGAUUUGGCCAUUUGAUUUUUUAUUAGCUGUAUUGUUUAGUUCAACAAAAAUGUUUACAUGAAAAUUGCCGCGGUUUGGAUACAACUCAAAACUACAGCUGACUAUUCAUUUCUUGGCUAUCUUUUUAUCUGACCACAAUUUUCACAGAAUAUUGUUUUGUCCGUAAAUGUGCCAGUUUCAUUUCACAACUGACAAAAGUGCUUCUUUUGUCAAACCAAGAGUCAAAUAGCCCAGAUAACAACAAUGUACUUUUAUUUAAUUGAUAUCAAAAAGAAAUCCAGCAGUCUUAUUUUUUUACUUUCUUAAAAACAAAGGGAGAACUGUUCUGGAUUUGCAUUUGUUUAUUUAGUCUGAACAUGUACACAAUAAUUUCCACACUUCAAGGUAAGAAAACUAAAUAAGUGAUGAUCACAUGCUUGACUGAACAAUGAAUUUGUUGGCAAUUUUCUGAAUACUGAAGCCCCUCUGGUUAUGAGAGAGUGAUUGUUGUGUGGAAUCAUCCUUAAUGAUAGAAGAUGGCAGCAACAAACAAAUGUCUUUGUUCGUAGGAACACGUUUGCUUUGCCUGACGGCCACACAGAGCUCUGCUGUGAACGUGCUGAUCUUUAGUUUCCAAGCUAACACAUUCUCACAAGUCUAGUUUCAUCUGAAGGACAACCAACUCAUGACUGACACUUUCCUUACUGUACUGUUUUUUAUCAAUUGCAGACAUAUAAACAAACUCCGAGAACUUCAUGGCCUUGAGAUCUUGCACUCCUGUAUGAAGCUCAUCACUUGAACACACCUUAUGUUGUAUCACCUCCUUUCUUGUCAUCACUUUUGUUCUCUUCGUUAUUCUUUUUUAAGCUUGACAGCUGAGGUACCACAUUUCAUUUGAUAUACAAUUGAAUGUCUAACUAACUAAAUAAAAAACUAAAAUAAA
This is a messenger RNA of Labrus bergylta (ballan wrasse), 3713 nucleotides long. NCBI's taxonomy places the organism in Eukaryota, Metazoa, Chordata, Actinopteri, Labriformes, Labridae. The record is from RefSeq and is a predicted model, not a curated record.